Chara braunii is the source of this 4128-nucleotide messenger RNA. The record is from the annotation of a GenBank genome assembly. Lineage: Eukaryota; Viridiplantae; Streptophyta; Charophyceae; Charales; Characeae.
UUUAUGAGGAAGUUAGAUAGGACCUACAUGAUAGACCCUGUUGAGGUAGAAUGCUGAAUAGGUGAGUGUCCUUACUUUUCUUUUGACAGGAAGCUUGAAAAGAGAGGUCUGUCAAGAUGCCUGAGAGUGGCGGUGUAUCGGAUGACGCCAGAAAGGUCCUGACGCUUGAGGACCUUAUUGCGGUCAUUGACUGGCAUGAGAAGACUUCAAGCAAUGUCCCAAAGGUUGAUACCUUUCAUUUCAAUGGAGAAAGAGUUUCGGACUGGUUGGAUCUGCUGGAGCAGGCAAUGGUAGGUUGGUCCGAUGCGGUGAAGUUCCAGCAAAUUCUGAGAUACGUGCUUCAUGGGCAUCAUCAAGAAGUGGGGAAGGUUGUGGAUGCCGCCCACGGUAGCUGGGCUAGGUUCAGAGAGGGCAUGCAGCGCAAGUAUCGGUUGGGAGAUGGGUUGCUGACCACCACGGACCUCGAGGCAAUGAAUAAAGAUAUCUUCACUACGAUAGGGGCCUUUGUGCAGGAAUUCAAGAAAAGGGCGAGGAAGGUUCACGGGAUCUCGGAGGAGGCGCAAUAUGUCAUCUUUUUGGGGCUACUUACUGCAUCAGAGGCCUCUGAGUUGACGAGUCAUGGAGGAGGCAGUGUCAAGCUCACCUGGGUCACCAUUGACAAAGGGGUGGAGGAUGGAAGCCUGGACCAGGUGGAGCAGCACCAGGUGCGCCUACAAAGGCAGAAGAGGAAUGAAAGGGAUGCUAUGGCAUCCGGGACACCGGAGCCCAGGCCCAGCCUAUUGGCCCGCUGCCAUCGCCCGCUCCCAGUUCACAAGGGAGCGUGGCUGGAGGUGGGAACCAGGGCCAGGGCAAUUAAGGCAAUGGAGGAAGGGGUGGUGGAAGAGGAAGAGGUAGGAAUGGUGGCGGUCGAGGGGGACAAUGGAAUGGCCAAGGCCAGGGGAAUCAAGGAGGUCAAUGGGGCAAUCAAGGAAACCAAGGCGAGACAGGCACAAGCGGCACAGACGCGAGGAAAGGUCAAGGCUAGUGCGAGUCAAGAACCUCCUCGACAAGAGUCUGAGCCAGGGAAAAGGAAGGAGGCAGUGGAAGUAGAGGAUGACGAUGAUGAAGAGGAAGAAGACGAGAGGCUGCGCCAGGAAGAGGAUCAAAGGGCGGAGCAAAGGGCAAAGAAAAGAGGAGCCAGGGAAGAAGCCGAGCCGGUCCUGCGUGAUGGACCGCCCAAGAAAAAGAAGUAUGCGGUUCGGCUGGAGGAGGGGUUCGACGUAGAAAAAGUAAUUUAUAGGUUGUUGGAAGGCCAUAACGACCUCAUGACCCUGAAGGAGAUUUUUGCGUCAGCCCCCAAGCUCCGCGAUGGCCUGAAGGGGAGAUUGUCGAGGCGUUUGGUGCCUAACGUCCAUCUGGGUACGAUCCUGCCAAAAGAGGCGGAGUGGAUAAAGUCAGGGACAAAGAUGGAUUGGAAGUGUGUGGCCUGUGGCACGGUAGACUUGGUGGUGAAAGGCUUCAGAAGUACAACAAUGGUGGACACAGGAGCCGAGACGAAUAUUAUUCGGGAAGAUGACGAAAUCAGGUUCGGGUUGGAUAUAGACCGAUCUGAUUGCGGUAUUCUGCAUGGGGCCAACUGCAAAGCCGUGUCUUGUGGGACAGCCUCGAAUGUGCUCAUCGAGGUUGGAAAAGUGAAGGCCAGGGUAUGCUUCUUCAUUAUGCCGGACGUGGAUCAUGGGAUCCUCUUGGGAAGGUCACUCUUGAGCAGGACAGAGACAGUGAUUUUCAACAAGCAUGAUGGGACUCUGAGCCUCGUCCUGUGUGGCCCUGCCUGCGGGAACUAUGAGGUAAUUACCUGCAGAAAUACAGGGCCAAGGAGCAUAAGGAACCGACCCAAUCCGGGAUCUUUUACGAUUGAGGAGUCGGAGGGUGAGCGUCGGAGGCUCCUAGCAGAGCCGGAAGAGGAGGAGAGAAUCAAGGCAUUCUCCCUCAGCUUGUCAGAUGUGAGUAAGGUCAUGGAUAUAGUGGCCGCGCAUGAGAUGGCAGAUCCGGAUGCCAUCCAGGCAUUGAGGGAGCAGGUCCAGGAGAGUCCCGAGGUUGGGAGGUUGGAAUUGGUGUAUCGACUUCCAGAUGGCAGGAGGAACCCGGCGGCAGUACACGCACAAGCAGACGACGAGUUUGAGGAAGGGGAGAUCAAAAAAGUUUUCCGUGCAGAGGAGUAUGAGGGAAUCUAUCUAGAACUGAGGCUUCUUCUAUCAUGUGAAAUGCGGCUUAGAGAUGCGAGCGAUAGGGCUCAAAGGAUGAUGCAGCGCUACUUGGUGAGGGAUGGUCAUCUGUUCGUAAGAAGAGAAGUGGGAAAUCCUAGGAGAGUCGUCUGUGGUAGGAACUGUCAGAUUGACGUUAUGGCAGCACUUCAUGAUGGCAUUGCAGGAGGGCAUCGAGGGGUAAAUGCCACAUACACCAAAAUAAGUGAGCUAUAUUACUGGGAUGGGAUGAUGGACAUGAUUGGGAAGUUCUGUCGGUCUUGCGUGCCCUGUCAGGAGAGAUCUCAUCUAAGGUCAGGAGAGUCGUUGCAUCCAAGGUUGGAACGAGAAGUAGGGGUCGUGGUGCAUCUCGACUUACUUUUUAUGCCGCUUGGGGAUCAAGGCUACAACUACAUCUUCGAUGUACGUGAUAACCUUUCUGGCUUUGUAGAUGGACGUGCUAUUCGUACAAAGACUGGGCCAGUCUUGAUUAGCUGCAUAGAGAAGUACUAUUUGCGCUAUCCUUUUGUCAGAGAGUUCGUAAUGGACAGGGGGUCGGAGUUCACCUGCCAGGAGGUGCAAGAGUUGUUAUCAAGGUCUGACUUUACGAAGACAGUCAUGCCAAGAGGAGGGAGGGGGACACGGUCGCCACGGAGGCCGUUGGGAGCAUCAGGAGGAUAUGAGCAGCAUGGGUCUCGCCACCGGGAGAGCACGACGGUAUAUGAUGAUGGGGACAUCGAGCUGUUCUUGGAUAGUUUCUGGGGGUAUGCUGAGAGCAUGGGCUGGAUCACGAUGCAGGCGAUCGAGAGAUUGAGAGGAGCCGACAGGUUCGCGGAGCCCAUUGCCCAGAUUCGGAGGGAGGCGAGAACGAGAUCGGAAGUGGAGAUGCGGAUGCAGGAGCUACGACCCUCGCCUGUGGGACCCGAUGGCAGGCCGAUUCGCCUGGAGAUCGGGAAUGCGAAGGAGUUUAUCCCCGCCUUCGACUGGUUCAUGCAGGGGCAGGAGGCACUUCCGGAACAGCAGCCCAGUGCGCCACCCAGGGCCCCCGAAAUUCCGGAGAUGUGGAGGGACUUUUGGGAGCAAAGAGGAAAGGAGCUUCCUUCGCCAACAAGAGCUGGGUUUGGGGUAGCAAGGAAAGCAGAAGAGAGGCUGGAUCGCAAAAUCAAGUUCCAGGCAAAGACAACUUUUGACCGGUACUUGUUAUUGGAGAGCGAUCUGGCAGGGAAGAAGACAAAGGAAGAGGGUCAUGGGCUACGCCUGGAAACAAUGGAGGUAGAGAUCCAGGAGCUCAGGGCUUUGGUAAAUAGUCAAGCUGCCAUUAUCGAGGACUUGAGGCAGCAGCUUCAAGAGCGAGUAAACAAAGCAAAGAGCAGCCGACAAGAAGAUCAGAGGCAGUCGGGACAUGGGUUGCCGGGACAACCAUCUGCAGCGGGGUCUCGCCAGGAGUCACCCAUGGGGAGAGUUAUCCUAGAACCAUUGGAGGCGAAGGCCAAGAGGGAGGCAGAGAGAGAGGCCUUCGAGUUCAGAGCCCCUACUAAACUCGCGACGCUACCUAUAGUAGCGGUGGGCCCCGUCAUGCCAUUGGCAGUUGAGGAGGGGCAGCCACCAUCCAGCAGUGAGUCAACUCAGGGCUCAGCGGAGGGAUCCAUGGACGCGUUCCUUGAGGCAGUGCACACUAUGCAAGAAGAGGCGAGUUUGUUUUCGCCUGAACAAAGGAUAGAGGAGCCUCAUGUGAGAGAAAUGGGGAUUGAGACGGAGGAUGUCAUUGAGGGCGGGCCCCAGAGAUUGGAUACGCCUAAGUAUGGUCCAGAGGGGAUUGGGAUUCGAUCAGGACCAAGUACCCAGGAGCUGGGGGCAGGACCAGAGUAGUCGUUGGAUAUGGCUCGAAGUCAUGAGCUGAGCAGAA